CCACGUCAUCGCUACACACACAAAACGCCUCUACCUUCACCCUUCAACCUAGUCUUUCACAAGACACAUCAACAACCAUGCUCCGAACAACCUUCCGCCAGACGGCCACCUUCCGGCCCGUUCGAUGCUUCUCUACCACCCCCCGCGUCAUGACCGAGGGUGCUACCGGUGCUCCUCCCAAGACCGGCGGUCCUGGUGACGCCUUCCAGCGACGAGAGAAGGCCAACGAGGAUUACGCCAUCCGCCAGCGCGAGAAGGAGAAGCUCAUUGAGCUCAAGAAGAAGCUCCAGGAGCAGCAGCAGCACCUCGAGCGCCUCUCCAAGCACAUCGACGAGAUCACCAAGGAGCAGGGCGGCGAGCAGAACUAAACCUCUCAAAUUUUCCACCACAUCUUCGUUUACCGGAAAGGUCGGGCAAAGCUUUGCGCGGGGAAAGCCACUCAAUUGCGAGAGAUUUUAUUUCGGCUCGGCAAGACAACAAUCACCAACCAACCAAAACACAAUCACGAUCGUCGACUCGAUGGGAUGGAUACGAUAUGAAAUGAAAUGACACAUCAUCCAGAGGUUCCCUUUUUCCACAGUCUAAACUAGUGUACAAGAAACAUUCACGCAUCCGCGCACUCUACAAGUUCCGCAUCGCAUCGCAUGUACCUCCCACGUCUCAUCUCGUCUUGAUUGCUCUCCAACCAUGUCUGUCUGUGUGACUUAGUCUUCCAUCUUGCUACUACAGAAUUACAUAGAGUCCUUGCCCAAA
Fusarium vanettenii 77-13-4 is the source of this 753-nucleotide messenger RNA. RefSeq lists its product as uncharacterized. The transcript is spliced from 3 exons. Gene Ontology annotation, cellular component: mitochondrion. The record is from RefSeq and is a predicted model, not a curated record. Bases 78 to 368 code for a protein of 96 amino acids. NCBI's taxonomy places the organism in Eukaryota, Fungi, Ascomycota, Sordariomycetes, Hypocreales, Nectriaceae. Gene Ontology annotation, biological process: negative regulation of ATP-dependent activity. Gene Ontology annotation, molecular function: ATPase inhibitor activity.